This is a messenger RNA of Panthera uncia (snow leopard), 3372 nucleotides long. RefSeq names its product acyl-CoA binding domain containing 3 (gene ACBD3). The coding region runs from base 144 to 1730 and encodes 528 amino acids. The record is from RefSeq and is a predicted model, not a curated record. Lineage: Eukaryota; Metazoa; Chordata; Mammalia; Carnivora; Felidae. Gene Ontology annotation, cellular component: Golgi membrane. Gene Ontology annotation, molecular function: fatty-acyl-CoA binding. The transcript has 8 exons.
GGGGCGCGGGCCUCAGCCCCUCUCGCGGAGCCGGAGAUCCUUCUCAGCGGCGGAAGUUCCGGCGUCGCCGAGGGUCAGAGGUCAGCAGGAAGUCGAUACGUGGCCGCCGCCUGUCCCCCGCCGAGGAGGCGCAGCAGCCGGAGAUGGCGGCGGUGCUGAACGCAGAGCGGCUCGAGGUCUCGGUCGACGGCCUCACGCUGAGCCCGGACCCGGAGGAGCGGCCCGGCGCGGAGGGCGCCCCGCUGCUGCCGCCGCCGCUGCCGCCGCCCUCUCCUCCCGGGGCGGGCCGGGGGCCGGGCGCCGCAGGGCAGCAGCCGGAGCCCGGGGAGGCGGCGGCCGGGGGCGCGGCGGAGGAGGCGCGGCGGCUGGAGCAGCGCUGGGGCUUCGGCCUGGAGGAGCUGUACGGCCUGGCGCUGCGCUUCUUCAAAGAAAAAGAUGGCAAAGCCUUUCAUCCAACUUACGAAGAAAAACUGAAGCUUGUGGCACUGCAUAAGCAGGUUCUUAUGGGUCCAUAUAAUCCAGACACUUGUCCUGAGGUUGGAUUCUUUGAUGUGUUGGGGAAUGACAGGAGGAGAGAGUGGGCGGCCCUGGGAAAUACCUCUAAAGAGGACGCCAUGGUAGAGUUUGUCGAGCUCCUGAACAGGUGUUGCCAUCUCUUCUCCACGUACGUCGCGUCCCACAAAAUCGAGAAGGAGGAGCAAGAAAAGAAAAGGAAGGAGGAGGAGGAGCGAAGGCGGCGGGAAGAAGAGGAGCGAGAGCGAGUGCAGAAGGAGGAGGAGAAGCGCAGGAGAGAGGAGGAGGAGCGGCUUCGGCGGGAGGAGGAAGAGCGGCGGCGGCUGGAGGAGGAGCGGCUGCGGCUGGAACAGCAGAAGCAGCAGAUCAUGGCGGCGCUGAACUCGCAGACGGCCGCGCAGUUCCGGCAGUACGCGGCGCAGCAGUACCCGGGCAGCUCGGAGCAGCAGCAGCUCCUGGUGCGCCAGCUGCAGGAGCAGCACUACCAGCAGUACAUGCAGCAGCUGUACCAGGCGCAGCUGGCCCAGCAGCAGGCGGCGCUCCAGAAGCAGCAGGAGGUAGCGGUUGGGGGAGCCGCUUUGCCUACACCGGCAAAGGUGAACGCAGCUGUGGCGAGUGAUAGGACGUCGGUUAACGGACAGGCCAAAGCCCACACGGACAGCUCCGAGAAAGACCUCGAACCAGAAGCUGCAGAAGAAGCCGUGGAGAAUGGACCAAAAGAAUCUCUUCCAGUAAUAGCAGCUCCGUCCAUGUGGACACGACCCCAGAUCAAAGACUUCAAAGAGAAGAUUCGGCAGGACGCGGACUCCGUGAUUACGGUGGGCCGAGGAGAAGUGGUCACCGUUCGCGUCCCCACCCACGAAGAGGGAUCGUAUCUCUUUUGGGAAUUUGCUACAGACAAUUAUGACAUUGGAUUUGGGGUGUACUUUGAAUGGACAGACUCUCCAAACACUGCUGUCAGCGUGCACGUCAGCGAGUCCAGUGACGACGACGAGGAGGAGGAAGAGAACGUCAGCAGUGAGGAGAGAGCCAGAAAGAACGCCACCAAGCCCCUGCUGGACGAGGUCGUGCCUGUGUACCGGCGGGACUGUCACGAGGAGGUGUAUGCCGGCAGCCACCAAUACCCAGGGAGAGGAGUCUACCUCCUCAAGUUUGACAACUCCUACUCUUUGUGGAGGUCAAAGUCGGUCUACUACAGAGUCUAUUAUACUAGAUAAAGAUGGUGUCGCAGAGUCCGGAGUCUAGGGUUGGGCAGAAGACGGCACUUGGUUCGGAAUUUCUUUUGACUUUUGUGGAGCAUUGCAGUCGGCGUCUCCCCUUUUGAUUUUGGUCUGAUGGUCCGUGAACUCUUGUCGGGACUCGGGGUUUCCUUGAGACUCUAGCAUUAAUCCUCUGGGGUUAGAGGGAGUCCUCAGACCCGUCUGGCCCUUGGGUGCUGACCGGCAGGGUCGCUAGUGGAUGCAGAAGUUACGCGAGCUACGUGUGAAAUCUAUAAGGUCUCCGAAAUAAAACCUCCCCGCGUUGACCCCACCCGGCUGACGGUGAGUCCAUUGCUGCCCGCCGCGUGCGGUUGACGAGAGCCCGUGGUCACGGUGACCUCGGAUCGGAAAUCCUUACGUUCGCAGUCUGCCUGAGGUGCAGCUGACUUGGACGAAGGUCAUCGUUUUGAAAUGAAGGUCAUCGUUUUGAAAACUUACAGACUCAAGACCCCACAGGUUAUAAUAGCAAAGUUGCCUCGAUUCGCUUUUGUUCUGAACGACCCAGAUUGUCUUUGCGUUGAGUACGGCCGUCUAGUUCAGAGGCCUAUUACAGAGAAGUAUUUUCCGAGAUAAUCUUAAGGACGUUCAAAGCCGAUUGGUAAUUGAACCGUCAAGACACACACAACACCUCAGAGGUCCAUGUUGUUAGCAGGCCUCUGCAAACUCGGGUCCUUUUCUCUCCCUCCGGGACUCCCCCCUGCCGGUGACAAAGCAGAGUUAAUUCAUUUUUGUCUCGAUUUGGCUUUAUAGAGCAUCUCAAAUGGAACCUGUUUUCUACACGAGCAUAUAGUUAGGGGGUUUUGUAAACUCAAAUUGACACCUACUGAAUUAAAGUGUGUAAAAUCACUUCAGUACAAUUGAGUGUAUGGGGAAUAACGUUGCACUAAAAGGAAAUCACUGCCAGAGACAGUCCAUUUUCCUUCCCUGUGUUCAUGCUUGGGCACAAACCCUACCCAGUUCCGGUGGGGAAUUGCGUACUGGAGAGAAUUGGAAAAACAGACGCCUGUGCUUAAAUUGUUUUAUAGCUUUAAUCUGCAUUAUGUCUUUGUAGAUGGGAAGAGGACCUCUUCGCGUCCCUUACCGAGAACAUAUAUGGAUACACAGCCGCAAGUUGGUAGAAGUGAUGGACUAGCGUAGAGAUCCUUGUUUUCGGGAGGGAGGGGGUUGUAGCUAGAACGUGACCGAGACGGCACUACACACGAAACGUUACUGGAUGUUGUUACUGAAAUACUUAGAUUUUUAGAUUUUUAAAACUUCAGAUCUUAAAUCACUUCUUGUAGGAGGGUCUCCGUUGAUUAAGCUGCGUUCUAUACAGUUCACUACGCGAGGGGCUGUUUGUCGUGCGUGCGUCUCUUUUCUGGUUUUUAAUACCUGGUUUUGUACAUACCUAACCCUCUUCUCUUUUGGUUAUUUGGAAACUGGAUUAUUUUCUCCUCUGAGCAGUGCUUGAUUUGUGUUCUUUAAUUUGGAUUCACUGGUUCCAGCUCAAAGACGUCCACACCGUUCUGUCCAGAACACGUUCAGGCUGUCCAUGCACGUGCGCGUACAUACGGUAGAGGAACCGUGGGGUUAGGCGCUUCUUGGCUUUUUUUUUUUUUUU